UGUCUAAUUCAAAACGUCAAUUUUUUAUUUGUUUUGGUUUCUUAUCAAUAAUAGGAUUUGAUAAGAAAAAUAUGUUGAAAAAGUAAUUUCAAUUGUAAAAGUGAAUACAGUAGUUUAACUCUUCAUAACUUGCCACUUGGACAAUUGCAAGUUUUACUUAACUAUUUUCUUAAGAUGAGCAGCAGCCAUCAAUAUCUCAAAGCUUCGACAUCGAAAUCGUUGACUCGGCUUGGAGAUAUUGAACAUCUGGCCCAACUUUCCGAAAACCUCUCCAGUCUGUGCUUAAACCAAGAAUAUUCCGAUGUCACUUUAAUUGUUGAGGGUCAAAAACUAUAUGCCCAUAAGGUUAUAUUGGCUUCGAGAAGUGAAUAUUUUAGGGCAUUGCUUUAUGGGGGGCUAAAAGAGUCCCAUCAGCCUGAAAUACUUUUACCAGAUGCUCCUUUAAAUGCAUUUAAAAUAUUGUUGAAAUAUAUUUACACAGGUCAUAUGUUUCUCAUGACCCUUAAAGAAGAGGUAAUAUUGGACACUUUAGGUUUGGCACAUCAGUACGGAUUUAAGGAGCUCGAAUCUGCUAUAUCAGAUAUUCUGAAGCAACUAUUGGCUUUGAGAAAUGUUUGUGCUAUCUUAGAUACCGCUCAUCUGUAUGGCUUGGAAAAACUUGUGCAGGUGUGCCACACUUUCCUAGACAGGCAUGCCUCAGAGAUUUUAGCCGAUGAUACUUUCAUUAACUUAUCACAGGUGGCUUUAGUAGAAUUGCUGCAAAGGGACUCCUUUUGUGUUCCAGAAGUCGAGAUUUUUAAGGGAGUUUGCAAUUGGUGCAAGGUCAAUAAUGAUAUUGAUGAUAAAGCAAUGAAAUGUGUAAGGUUGCCUCUGAUGAAUGUUGCUGAUUUGUUAUCUGUGGUGAGACCCGCAGGACUAGUUAAACCUGACGCAUUACUAGAUGCCAUUGCCGAAAGAACUAAUUGCAUAAUUAGUAAUUUGCCACACAGAGGACUUUUAAUGCAAGACGAAAACGUGGCGAGUCCAAGAAUGGGUGCCAAAGUAGUAGCUGGCGAAUUAUCCCAAUACCUACUGGACGGAGACGAUUUCAGUUACGACAUGGACAAAGGUUACACGAGACACGCCAUUAGCGGUCAUAUGGAUCAAGGGAUCAUCAUAAAACUGGGCGUUCCCUCGAUUAUCAAUCACAUCAGGAUGCUGCUGUGGGACCGGGAUAUCCGGUCGUAUUCGUACUACGUAGACGUCUCGAUGGAACAAAAAGACUGGCUUAGGGUGGUCGAUUAUAGUCAGUUUUGUUGCAGAUCCUGGCAAGAAUUGUAUUUUCCCACCAGGGUUGUACAGUACAUUAGGGUGGUUGGAACUAAUAAUACUGUCAAUAAGGUGUUCCAUUUGGUGACGUUCGAAUGUAUGUUCAAAAAAAAGAUCCCUGUAAUGGUCAACGAUAUUAUUUGUCCCAAUUAUAACGUGGCCACCUUGGAUAAAAGUGCGGUGGUUAUAGAGGGUGUGAGUCGUGCCAGAAAUGCUCUUUUGAACGGGGAUACCAAGCAGUACGACUGGGAUUCUGGAUACACUUGUCAUCAGUUAGGUUCCGGAUCUAUACUUAUACAAUUAGGUCAACCCUAUAUAAUCUCUAGCCUCAGGUUGUUACUGUGGGACUGUGACGACAGGAGUUACAGUUACUACAUAGAAUCUUCGGUGAACAUAUGGGAGUGGGAAAUGGUCGUUGAUAAUACCAGGGAAAGUUGUAAAUCUUGGCAAGUGAUUCGGUUUCCGCCCAGACCGGUGGUUUUUAUUCGGAUUGUCGGCACGCAUAAUACGGCAAACGAGGUGUUUCACUGCGUCCACUUCGAAUGCCCCUCCUGUGAAGACGCAGGUGGGCAAGUCUGUUCGGUCACACUAUCAGUCGCCAACAAAAGCAAAGAAAUCGCUGCUGCUGGUGCGAGCACUAGCACGAGCGCGAUCGACGACCACGCCCAGUUCGCCGAAACCGCUACCGAAGCCGAAGAAGAGAUUAACGUAACGAAUAGCAAUCAGCACUAGUUUAUCAGUGAAUUAUUUUUAUUUUUUUUUUGUCAAUUUAUUGACUGAUUUUUUUGUUAUUAGUGGGUAAGUCGAGGAGGACCUUCUACGAUGACUUAGUGAGAUCGAUAUUUUUUUAUUAUUAAGAUGUACAUGUUAUUUUGUAAUAGUGGUUUUUAGGGUUUAAUGGCAAAAAGCAAAACUAGUUUUAUUUUGCGACGACUGUAUUUGUUCGAAUUAUGAAAUUGCAUAGAAUCUAAGAUUAUUGUCACGGGCGUACUUUGUAGGUAAUUUAUUGUCUGAAGCGUUAUUUUUUUAAUAUAAAUCUGCACGUUUAAUUGA
Anthonomus grandis grandis is the source of this 2361-nucleotide messenger RNA. RefSeq names its product BTB/POZ domain-containing protein 9 (gene BTBD9). Bases 175 to 2040 code for a protein of 621 amino acids. Gene Ontology annotation, biological process: adult locomotory behavior; modulation of chemical synaptic transmission; circadian behavior. Gene Ontology annotation, molecular function: protein binding. The record is from RefSeq and is a predicted model, not a curated record. NCBI's taxonomy places the organism in Eukaryota, Metazoa, Arthropoda, Insecta, Coleoptera, Curculionidae. The transcript is spliced from 13 exons.